This is a messenger RNA of Drosophila arizonae, 2515 nucleotides long. Its product is annotated as serine/threonine-protein kinase 32A. Gene Ontology annotation, biological process: protein phosphorylation; G protein-coupled receptor signaling pathway; regulation of signal transduction. NCBI's taxonomy places the organism in Eukaryota, Metazoa, Arthropoda, Insecta, Diptera, Drosophilidae. The record is from RefSeq and is a predicted model, not a curated record. Gene Ontology annotation, molecular function: ATP binding; G protein-coupled receptor binding; G protein-coupled receptor kinase activity.
AAUUUUGGCAGCGCUGGCUAACGGUACUUCGUUGCGCUAGCUAAAAGCAAACCGUGGCAAAUAACGGAACUGUUAACGCCGCGUGUGCGUGCGUUCGCCUCUGUGCUUGUGCGUGUGCGUGUGUGUGUGAGUUUGAGUGUGCGUGUGUGUUGUUCUUAGCUAUCGCGUGACUUUUUAGCUGGCCAAACUUCACAGCUAGAGUUAGAGGCGGCAUUCAAAGGGAAAUAACCCGAAUAUGUUUACGAAUUGUUGAGGCCGCAUUGAGACCAAGUGAACAUGCAAAAACAUCGUCAAAUUCGCAACAAUGUGGAGCAAUACUAAGGUGCGCCGCAAUGACUUGCCACUGUCUAAUAGCAAUAUUCUCAAUAACGACAACAACAACCAGGACAACAGCAACAGCAAUAAGAAGUCACUGGCUGAGCUCCGCUAGUCAGGCAAACCAAGUCUGAGGGCAGGACAUGACAGCGAAUCAAUUGAAUUCAAUCAAAUUGCCACAAACAACUGUCUACGGGCAGAGCGGGGAGCAGGUGAAUGUGGUGGUGGCAACGCAGUCGUAAACACGCCAACACAAGCAACCGCCACAGCAACAACAACAACGACAACAACAACUAGAAAAUCCGCCAGAAAGGCGAAACAUUAAUGUAGCUACAAAAUGGGCGCCAAUUCGUCGACCCGAUCCGACCCAAAUCUGCACCAGGAUGAUGACGUUAAUUUUGAUCAUUUUCAAAUACUUCGCGCCAUUGGCAAGGGCAGCUUUGGCAAGGUGUGCAUUGUACAGAAGCGGGAUAGCGGUGUCCUCUAUGCCAUGAAAUAUGUUAGCCGUUCAGUGUGCGAAUCGCGCGGCGCUUUGGGCGGCGUGAUUAAGGAGGUGGAGCUUUUAUCCUCAUUGGAACAUCCAUUUCUAGUGAAUUUAUGGUUCUCCUUUCAGGAUGAGGAGGAUUUAUUCAUGGUCUGCGACCUGUUGACGGGCGGUGAUUUAAGAUACCAUUUACAGAACCGAGUGGAAUUCUCUGAGCAGAGUGUGGCCUUAUUAGUGUGCGAGCUGGGCAGUGCCCUGGAGUACCUACAAACACAUCGUGUGAUCCACAGGGACAUUAAGCCCGAUAAUAUUCUACUGGAUGAUGCAGGACACGCUCAUUUGACUGAUUUUAAUAUUGCAACGCGGUUGCAGAAGGACUCGCUCGCCUGCAGUAUGUCGGGCACGAAGCCAUACAUGGCGCCAGAGGUCUUUAUGUGCGCACUGGAAGAAGUUGCCGGAUACAGUUACCCGGUGGAUUGGUGGUCCCUGGGCGUUGUGGCCUAUGAGAUGAGGUCGAACACACGACCAUUUGUGCUGCACUCGCAUACGCCGCUAGUGGAGAUUAAGAAUAUAUUGAACAGUGCGGUUCAUUAUCCGCAUUACUGGAGUCACGAAUUUAUUGAUCUGCUGCAAAAGUUGCUCUGCGUACAUCCGGGCGCACGGAUAAGCACUCAGCAGGAACUGCAUCAGACGCCGCUGUUGCGGCAUUGGGACUUCCAGCAGGUGUUGCAGAAAAGUAUAAAGCCCGCAUUCAAGCCGCCCGAGGAUCAUCUCAACUGCGAUCCCUGCCUGGAGCUGGAGGAGAUGAUUGUCGAGACGCGGCCGCUGCACAAAAAGAAGAAGCGACUGGCCAAACAGCGGUCGGCGCAGCGGGACAGUGAUCCGGAAUCAACGCUCAUCAAGGAGUUCAUUGUCUACAAUCGCUUCAAGGAGCUUAAGCGCAAGGCCAUGGAGCAAAAGGAAAGCGACUGGCAGCGCGAACUGGAGCUGGCCAUGGCCAAUUCCAUUGUCAACAGCCUGGCGCCCAUACAGGAGAAGCCCACAUCAUCGCAAGCCACGCCCACAUCAACAGCUAACAACGCCUGUGGGCGAUCGCCCAGCUCGCCCUCGGACGGCCAGCCCAAAGAAAGUGAUAUCAUUGAAUUUAUAGAUCGCACACCAUCGCCACAGGCGGCACAGGCGACGACCACGUCGCGUAGAUUCUGCUGCAAGACGAACACAAUACGGGAAUAGAGAAUGUAGAUUUAAUCCAAUGCACCAACUAGUCCACAGGUUUCACACCUACGCAUAGCUAAACACACCUGCAGUCAAUCCAGUUACAAAAUUUGCAUGGAGCUGGCCUGAAACGUUUUCCAUAUGAAUUCGAAUAGUUUUAGCAAGACACAAAAUAGUCUGUUCAAUUAAUAGACCAACCAACCAAGGCCAGCCUCAUCGCCCGACCCAUGUCUGAGCUACCGAAACCUUCUACAAGGAUCAAAUUAAAUAUUUUUCGAGCAAGCAUUAAGCCAUAUAAACCAUAUAUAGUAACAAUUUGUAACCACAGGAAACAGGAACCGAUGCCGAUUUGCACCUUUGUAUAUACAAAUACUAUAUAUAAACUAUUUUAUAAAUGUUGCAAGUGCUUCUGUUUUCAACUGUAUAUACACACAUAUAUAUAUAUAUAUUAUUAUCUAAUGUAUUUCGAUAUACAUUUACACCUAUUUUUUAGAUGUUAGC